Messenger RNA from Tripterygium wilfordii, 2128 nucleotides. RefSeq lists its product as uncharacterized. NCBI's taxonomy places the organism in Eukaryota, Viridiplantae, Streptophyta, Magnoliopsida, Celastrales, Celastraceae. The transcript is spliced from 6 exons. The coding region runs from base 180 to 1697 and encodes 505 amino acids. Gene Ontology annotation, cellular component: nucleus. Gene Ontology annotation, biological process: regulation of DNA-templated transcription. Gene Ontology annotation, molecular function: sequence-specific DNA binding; DNA-binding transcription factor activity. The record is from RefSeq and is a predicted model, not a curated record.
CAGAUGUCGACUCCGUUAGCUGGCACGACAAGUGUCAAAUCCUCACAAUGUAUGGACUAUGCUAACCAGUAAUACUCGUCAGUCUCAUACCCCUCUUUCUCUCCGACUCCCGCACUCCCGGUCUCUGGUUUGGAAAUUUUGAAGCACGGACUCGUUUUGUUUUGUUGAUUCUCUUGUCGAUGAGGUUAGAUUUGGAGAGAUGUUGUGUAUCGAGUUCUUGUUCGUCACCGUGUUCUUCGGCGGAAGAGGAGGCGGUGGGCGUUUCGGCGGAUCGGUUGGUGAUGAGCGAGUUGGAAGCAGCGGAGGCGUUGGCAGAUUUUGCGCAUUUAGUUAAUCGAGAGAGCGGGGGUGAAAGCGGCGGGCAAUGGGGGAGUAAAGGAAAGAGAGUGAGGAAGCGAGUAGCGAGUGAGUCGCCGCCUUGUGACUUGGGUUUAAAUCCCAUUGACUCGGUUCGAUGCUGUUCCGAUCUCGGUCAGGACCGAGUAAAUCAAGAGCAGCGGGAGAGUCAAACAAUAUGCAAAAAUUUAAUGGAGAACACAUUGAAGUCCGAGCAAUAUGAAGAAUCACUAAAACCUAGCCUUACGUGUUUCAGAAGUCAUGCAUCUUAUGGUGGCAGCAGAGGAAGACAGCUGUUAACUGAGGACGAAAAGGAAGCACGUCGACUACGUAGGGUAUUAGCAAAUAGAGAGUCAGCUAGACAGACAAUUCGUCGGAGGCAGGCUCUAUGUGAAGAGUUGACAACUAAAGUAGCUGAUCUAUCGUGGGAGAAUGAAAACCUGAUUAAGGAAAAAGAGUUGGCCUUGAAAGAGUAUCAGUAUUUGGAAACCACCAACAAGAAAUUGAAGGCAAAGAUGGCUAAGAUGGUAAAAGUGGAGUUGGAUGAAACUAAAGGAGAGCCAAAGUCAGCCGAUGUUCAAAUGCCUAAACCUCCAACGACAGAACCGCCAUUUCUACUGUAUAAUCAACAUCCAUUUCAACCACUCAGUUGGCCUUCCAUCCCCCAGUUUUCAAAUCCAUUCUUGUCACCUAGUGUUGCCCCAUCAAACAUUCCUCUGCCAGCUAUUGAGAAGCUUGGUUCCUCACGACCAGAAAAUUCCAUGAAUCUAAAUGGUCCGGGAACUCCUAUAUACAUACUGCCAUGUCCUUGGUUCUUCCCAAUGCCUGAUCAUGGAAAUGGAGUUCACCCUCAGCCAUCAUGUGUCUUUAAAAAUGUACAUGACAAAACUGCUGUGGAUAACUGUUGCAGUGCUAGCUCAUCUUCUGAAAUCAUUCUACAUGCACAGAACCACCUUUCCUCUUUUCCAAUAAAACUGAAAUCAGAACCUUCUCACUCAACAAAAGCUAGAUUCACUGCGGAUCUGAAUGAGAUCCCACCGGAGUUGCCAGCAGAAGGAGGUGAUCAGCACACUGGACCUCAGGCUAACAAAAUUAUCCUCCCAACUAGAGUGUUAAGUGCUCUAGGACAAACUCUUACUGUUGAACAUGAGAAUGCAACACACUCACAACAAGUUGCCAGUAGUAUUUCUACUAAAGCCACUGAUAUAGUAAGUUCUUUGACAGAAAACAGUAGAGACCGGGUCAAUUACUCGACCAAGAAAUUAGCGGACACAGUUGCUGCUGCAGAGGCAAGGAAGAGGAGAAAGGAACUGACGAAACUAAAAAAUCUCCAUGGGCGUCAAUGUCGAAUGAAUUGCUGAGAUUUUAGCUUGCAUUUGGGUGAUUCUUUGGACACAAAAGGCUUUUGGGGCUUCAGGCUGGCCAGAAUGUUGAUUUAAAAGCACUGGCUAGGUUGACAAUUUGGUCUGAGCCAGGCUUCAAGUUACUAAAGUUUUAAGGUUCUUUUUACCUUUUUUCCUUGUCAGCUGAUGUAACUAGAAUGAAAUUUUGAUAGGUCUGCCGUUUUGUCCGUAGCGUCUCUAAUAGGACAGGGUUCAAAAGUUUUGAUGAGACUGACAUUCCCAUGAAGCUGCGGUUGUUUAUAGUAUUCUGUUGUGGGAGAUCUGCCAAGGAAAUGAGUUAUUUUGAUGGCCUUCUCAGUUGGAAGGGGUAGUACAAGUGGAGUUAGAGGGAGCUGUACAUUUUAGAUUAUGCUUGAAGUUCAUUAUUUCCAGUCUCAGAUUUCUCUCUU